Messenger RNA from Lactuca virosa, 1323 nucleotides. Lineage: Eukaryota; Viridiplantae; Streptophyta; Magnoliopsida; Asterales; Asteraceae. The record is from the annotation of a GenBank genome assembly.
AUGUUAGAUGGGAUACCCAAGUAUCUUGGUGACCUCUGUAGUCUGGAAACUUUGUAUUUCGAUGAAAACUCCGCUGUUGUCAAAUUUCCUGAUUUUCUUGACAACUUGUCUGGAUGCACAUCACUUGCAUUGAAAGAGUUGGAUGCUUCUAAUAGCCAGUUUACAGGGUCAUUGUCCGAUGAGAUCCGAAAGUUUUCAUCCCUAGAAUCUCUGUACCUAUCUUAUAAUCACUUAAAUGGAAGUAUAAGUGAGAAACUGUGGGAACUACCGGGGCUUGAAUUGCUUGAUGUUUCUUUUAAUAAUCUUACAGUUCCUUCUACAUAUCACUUGUCAAGCCUUUCUUAUGUAAAAGUUAUUGAUCUGAUGUUCUGUAAGAUAGGGCCUCACUUCCCAAAAUGGAUUCAAACACUCAAAAAUCUUGUCGUUCUUGAUCUUUCCAAUACUGGAAUUUCAGACACAAUUCCUCUGCAGUUUUGGGACAUGUGGGCUUCUCCUUUAACAUAUUUGAAUCUUUCUUCCAACAAUAUUAGCGGGAAGGUAUCAGAUUUAUCAUCAUAUUUUGCCGAUGAAUCUAUCAUAAUAGAUUUGAGUUCCAAUAGCUUUUAUGGUCCAAUACUGAAUGUUCCUUCCACUUUGUUUAUAUUAAAUCUUUCCAGAAACAAAUUCUCUGGAGGGAUCUCCUUUAUAUGCCAAAUUGUUGAUGGGUUCUUAUCAUUUCUUGACCUCUCUCAUAACUCAUUAAGUGGACAACUCCCCGACUGUUUGUGGCAUUUCAAAGAACUACAGGUUCUUAAUCUCGGACACAACAAUCUAUUUGGAAGGCUUCCUCCCUCUAUUGGAUCUUUGAUAGAACUCAAGAUGUUGUAUUUAUACAAGAACAACUUUUCUGGAGAAUUGCCUUUGUCUUUAAAAAACUGCACGAACUUAAAGUCGUUGAAUUUGGGGGCCAACAAGUUUUUUGGUAAUGUGCCUGUCUGGAUUGGGGAAAGUUUAUCAGGGUUGUAUGUUCUUAUUCUAAGAUCAAACAACUUAUCUGGAACCAUCCCGUUACAGUCAUGUCAAUUACCAAAUCUUCACAUUCUGGACUUGUCAAUGAAUAAUCUCCAUGGAACCAUCCCCUCAUGUUUGAAUAAUCUUAAGAGCAUGGUUCAACAAGGAUUCUCCCAAGAUGUAGAGCUUCAUAGAAAGAUAAGAGGCAGGGUGUAUGGAUGGGGGGCAUAUAUUGACCAUGCACUGAUUGAGUGGCAAGGAGAUGAACGUGAAUUCUUUAGCACUCUAAAAUUGGUGAAGAGCAUUGACCUAUCAAGCAAUAAUUUAACAUGA